GUCCGUCCCGGUUGAUUCUCUUUGAGGAAGCGGUGAUCGACCAUCAGCUAUUCAACUCCACGAAAACACCGGAUCGCCGGGACUGUUUGUUUUCUAAACUUAAAACCCGAGAGAGUUUAAGCCAUGGCUGGACCUGUCAGUCUGGACUUGGAUCCCAUCUUCCUAAAGGGUCUGGGCUACCUGCACUCCAAGAGUAAAGACUCAGUGGAUAAACUCAAAGCUUUACUAGAGGAUUCCCUCUCAAGAGGAAGUGACUCAUCCUAUCGUUCAUCACUAAAGGACAUAGAGGUGUCCAAGGGGUCUGUGUCCAAACUGAGCUUGAGUAAACAGGACUCCAAGUCCUCGUCGAGCUCCUCGUCCUCCAGCAGCAGCAGUGGCAGCAGCAAAUCCAGCUCGGAAAAAAUCAAAAAAGAGGUAGAGAAGAGACCCGUUGAGAAGGUCAGGGUUGAGUUGGCUGAGGUGGAACCUCCCAAAAAGCCUCGUUUGGAGAAACCGGAGAAUCGCGCUUCUCCGAUUACCGUCCAGACAAGCAAAGACCUCCUGCCAAACAUUAAUGAUUAUGAUGAGACCAACGCUGAUGACUUUGCCAUGGAAAUGGGCCUGGCCUGUGUGGUUUGCAGACAAAUGACCGUAACCAUGGGCAACCAGUUGGUGGAGUGCCAAGAGUGCCAUAAUCUGUACCACCAGGACUGCCACAAGCCCCAGGUGACAGACAAAGAAGUCAACGACCCACGGCUUGUGUGGUAUUGUGCCCGCUGCACCAGGCAAAUGAAACGCAUGGCCCAGAAGCCUCCACAGAAACCGUCCCCUGCCUCUGCAUCAUCAGCGCCUGUUGUAAAAGACACACUGGUCAAAAAGACGGAGCUGAAAUCCAAACCUGACACAACCAGCACCUUCCAGGCCUUUAAAAGAACAGAGGUGAAGGCAUCCACAACAUCAGCCACCCCCACCAGUAGCAGCUCCUCCUCCAGCAGUGGUCUUACAGGCUGGGCUGCAUUCGGAGCCAAGACGAGCGCUGCUCUUCCUCCCAGCUCCAAACUGGGUUCCUCGGGUCCAAGUGGGAGCAGCAAGACCGUGACAGCACCCUCUGGCCAAAAACCUGCCGGGCUGUCUGGACUGGCGGGAGCAAAAUCAGGACCUGGGAGUACCAAGGUACCAGGUGGUGGUAACGGAAAUGGCUCUAGUCAGGUGCCCCUGAAACCUCCUCCACCCCUGACUCUGGGUAAGCAGCCACUGAACCGCUCCUCGAGCAGCGAAAACCCAGGGAAAGGCUCUGCUUCGUCAGGGGCCGGCUCCCCGGGUAGCGCCCAGGCAAGCGCCGGGGGCAACGGAGGCAAUAACGGAGGAGGUAACGGGAACAAUGGGAACGGGUCAAAGGCUGCACCGGGGGACAAAGCGCCAACUUCUCAGGAGUCUCAGCUCAAUGCCAUGAAACGGUUACAGCUGGUGAAGAAGAAAGCAGCGCAAAAGAAACUGAAGAAAUGAGAAGUGGUGGAGAGGAAAGAAAAAUAAGAGGGGGAGGAGAGAAUAAACCUUGCAAACGUGUGAAAUUUGUGACAAAAUAAUGUUUGUAUGGCAAGAGCAUCUGUACAUGGAUUGACACGAUCCAGUCAAAUACUUGAAUCUUACUUUGCGUAAAUGCUGCUGGACUCUGUGUGCGUCAUUUUGCCCUAACGAAACUAAACAUUUAUAAUGUGACUGUCAGUUUUUAUCGACGAAUGUCAUUAAAU
Molecule: messenger RNA, 1730 nt
Organism: Limanda limanda (common dab)
Lineage: Eukaryota; Metazoa; Chordata; Actinopteri; Pleuronectiformes; Pleuronectidae
Gene: ints12
Product: integrator complex subunit 12
Exons: 7
Coding region: 124-1485 (453 amino acids)
Biological process (GO): snRNA 3'-end processing
Cellular component (GO): integrator complex
Source: RefSeq, a predicted model, not a curated record